Messenger RNA from Ilex paraguariensis (yerba mate), 357 nucleotides. NCBI's taxonomy places the organism in Eukaryota, Viridiplantae, Streptophyta, Magnoliopsida, Aquifoliales, Aquifoliaceae. The record is from the annotation of a GenBank genome assembly.
AUGCCGUCCCCGAAACCCCUGGCGACCGCCGCUGGCAUGCUCCAAAACCGCCUGAGCACCACCCUCCGUACACGAGGCGGUGGCGGCGAUGGCCCGAGCCGGUGGGCCACAGCCGGCCACCAAGAACGCCCCAACGGUUAUUUUUUGAACCGGACACCUCCACCGCCGGGUCAGUCGAGGAAGUGGGAGGACUGGGAACUUCCAUGCUACAUUACCAGCUUCCUCACUAUCGUCAUCCUCGGCGUUGGGCUCAACGCCAAGCCCGAUCUCACCAUCGAGACGUGGGCACACCAGAAAGCCCUCGAACGCCUCGAAUCGGCCCAACAGAUGGCGACCCUUUCUGAUGAUUCCGAGUGA